Messenger RNA from Clupea harengus (Atlantic herring), 2429 nucleotides. RefSeq names its product solute carrier family 46 member 3. Gene Ontology annotation, cellular component: lysosomal membrane. NCBI's taxonomy places the organism in Eukaryota, Metazoa, Chordata, Actinopteri, Clupeiformes, Clupeidae. Gene Ontology annotation, molecular function: transmembrane transporter activity. Gene Ontology annotation, biological process: vacuolar transmembrane transport. The record is from RefSeq and is a predicted model, not a curated record.
AUGGGUCGUGUUUUCCUGAUUGAGCCGGUGGUUGGUGUGUACGCCUUUGCCAUGUUCAUGACCUACCCACUGGUCCAGCAGUACGUGUACCGGCGCCAGUGGGAGAAGAUCAUCGGCUCUCCCUACCCGACCGUGCUCAACAUCUCACACUGCGGAGGCAACCUGAGCACUCAGCAUGGGGCGAGCCUACAGGAUGUGCAGAGGGAGACGUCUGUGUUCCUCCUCCACAGCGAGCUCUCCUUCAUCCUCCCCAGCCUCGUCGUCUCCCUGCUGCUCCUGGCCUGCAGCGACUUCUACGGCCGCAAGGUGGCCAUGGUCCCGCCCCUGCUGGGCGACACCAUGUCCGUGCUGGCCUACGCCACCGUCAGCCGCUACUCCCUGGACCUCCGCUACCUCCUCGUGGCCUCCUUCGUCCGAGGGCUUCUGGGGGGUCCGUCCCCGCUGUUCGGAGCCUGCUUCGCCUACGUGGCCGACCGCUGUGGCUCGGGGAAGCUCGGGGAGAAGACCACGCGCAUGGCUCUGCUGGAGAUGCUGCUGGGCGUGCAGUCGGGCUUCGCGUCCGUCUGCACGGGAUUCUACAUCCGUCUGGCCGGCUUCACCUGGCCCUUCCUCACCGUGGCCGUGCUCCACGUCCUCGUCCUCGCCUUCGUGCUCUUCGUCCUGCAGGAGUCCCUGGUGCCGGUCCUCCCGCCCGCCCCCUUCACCAGCGCCCAGGCCCGCGCGUCGCGCCUGAAGACCGUGGCCUCCCGCCUGCGCGGGGUCGGGCUGCUCUUCUCCGCCGCCCCAAACGGCGACGCCGUCACGCUGACGCUCACGCUGGCCGCCUUCACCUUCUACAACAUGGCGAUGCUAGGCGGCAUGUCCCUCUUCAUCCUGUACGAGCUGAACGCGCCGCUGUGCUGGGACGAGGUGAUGGUGGGCUAUGGCGCGGCGCUCUCCUCUGCCAUGUAUCUGGGCAGUUUCGCCGGCGUCAGGCUGCUGUCGGGCUGCAUGGAGGACGUGCACGUGGUGCUCCUGGGGCUCGUCUCCCUCACCGUCGGCUUCUUCAUGGCCGCAUUCGCCAAGACCACCCUGCUCAUGUAUAUGGUGAGGGUCCCGCUGCUCCUGUCUGUCAUGCCUUUGCCACUGAUGCGCUCCAUAAUGUCUAAGAUGGUCACAAGCUCUGAGCAAGGUGCUAUGUUUGCCUGCGUGGCCUUCAUGGAGAUGGUGAGUGUGGCCGUGUCCUUCCCCAUGUUCAGCAGCACGUAUGCGGCCACCGUCUCCUGGUUCCCCGGCUUCAGCUUCAUCCUGGCAUCGGCCAUCACUCUCAUCCCUGUGACCUUCAUCUGUGCUGUUCGGCGCCUGCAGAGGGACGUCCCUGAGGACACCAGUCAGCUGAUUACAGAGGAACCAGAGGAAAGCCUGUCUCUUCCACAACAGGAAGUGAGGUCGUGAUGCCUCAGUUCAAGGAUGGACUGAUGACAACAUGCUUCUAUUUCUGAUGAGCCUUGAGCGCUUGCAUUAAGACUUGUUUGGGGGAGAGGACAACAACUGAGGGAUUUAAGAGCUAUACUGUGCAAGCACAUUCUUACUUGAAUAUAUUCACUGAUAUCAAAUUAUACAUGUAUUAUACAUAUAUAUAUGUGUGUGUGUGUGUGUGUGUAUACAAAUCAGGAGUGUAUGUAGGCACAUACAUUGUUCACACAAAUUAUACAUUAUAUAGCAAUCCUUUAUCAAGGAAAUCGCACGAUUUCUCAAGUACAUUGUCCACUGAUAUACCAAGAUACACCCUCACCUCUUACCCGCUUGCCUCCUAAGCACACCUGGUUGAGAUCAGAGUGACUGAAAUACUCUCGAUUAGACAUAUCAGGUGUGUUCCUAGUGUUCAAGAGUGCAGGUAUCAGAGCAGGGAGAGUUGGAACGCAUGCAGUACAGCGGGAGUGCUGGAGCUGAGGACUGUGAGACUCAGCUUUAAAUGAUCAGGAACUGGUCACUAUGGAAUCCAGUCUUUCAGUUCUGACCAAACCAUAGCAAAACACUCUCACACUAUCCCCGCAGGAAAAAUACAUUUUGUUGUUGAUGUUUAGUUACUGGUCACUAAGGCAGACCCUCUGGUUACCACCCAACAGAGAGAGGCGGGAUUUAGCCUUGCACUCGUCAGCAGGAACCAGCUCCAGGACGGUCUCAGAAGUGUGCCCCUUUCGGCCAUCUUUGAGAAUCUAGGUUAAGACCCUUUUGUUCUGGUCAUCUUGAAGAGGAGCCAUGGGGCUUGCACUUCGCUAUGCCUUCACUGCUUAGCUUACCGCACUGCACAUUUUCAUUUUUUAUGUCUUGUAUUUUCAAACAGUAUGUGAAGGUAAUGCUAAUGUAUAUACUAUGAAUGUUCUCAUGUGUGUUAAGAUACCAAUGUGUGUCUGAAUCACCCUUUCAGUAAAAUUGUCUUGCCUUGG